Messenger RNA from Triticum aestivum (bread wheat), 886 nucleotides. RefSeq lists its product as uncharacterized. The transcript has 4 exons. Lineage: Eukaryota; Viridiplantae; Streptophyta; Magnoliopsida; Poales; Poaceae. The record is from RefSeq and is a predicted model, not a curated record. Bases 182 to 715 code for a protein of 177 amino acids.
GCACUACAACCUAGCCAUGGGAGAUGGGUGGGGUGAGGAAUAAGAAUUCCUCGCCCAGGGUGACGAAUAGCGCGAAACUCUAUUAGUAAGCCAGGGUGAAGAAUAAGUAAUUCUUCACCCCCGUCGAUCGAGUCAAGUGAUGGUCACCUAAAAUCACAUUCCACCGAUGUAAUUUUACGUGAUGGAAACUGUUGGAUGGUCCUAUGAGCUAGCCCACUCCAUCAUACUAAAAAACAUGCGAGCAGUUUUCUUAUCACUCAUCGGCGUUCCUCUCUCCAUCGGACCCUUCCUAUCUCGCCAUUGCGGAGGCGGCAGCAGCGACGACGCCGGAGGGACGACCAAGAGGCGAUGGCUACCUCUCUCGUGUGUGGAGUAUUUCCCUUUCCCUCUCUCACGCGGCAGCGAUUUGGAGGCGACGUGGGCGCUGCAAAGGUCCGGCGCAAGCUCGGCUGCGACAACGGACUUCUCCGACGCCCCUCUCCACAAUUGGCGGUCCUCCCGCCGGCAAAUGAGGAUUGAAAUUCUGCCAAGAAAUCUUAGAGCAGAAGAUGUUUGCAAGGGACUUGGAAGACGAGGGAAUGCUGCGCAGGCGAGAAAAUGGCAAUUUGGAGAAAUUCGUGGUUACCAGCAGUCUCGAGUUAGAUUUAUUUCAAUUGCAACCAGGCAGAGUGUUGUGAAUUUGAAUUUGGGUGUGCAUGAUCUUACUAGCUUCUAAUUCUACUGAGCCAUACGGAUGAUGGUGUGUUUGCUCUCACACAUUUAUUCAAAGGAUCAUUGUGAUGAAUGAUACCAAUUCUAGGUUGCUGGUAACGCAUUUUCACACCAUCCGUAUGCUUGUGGUAGUCAAUAUGAUACAGGAGCAUUAAUCCGUGGAUUUCGUUUUGGU